This is a messenger RNA of Ostertagia ostertagi, 1050 nucleotides long. The record is from the annotation of a GenBank genome assembly. Lineage: Eukaryota; Metazoa; Nematoda; Chromadorea; Rhabditida; Trichostrongylidae.
AUGGCAGUAGUGGAGCAUCUCGAAGGAAAUUUGAAGUUUUUCCUUGGCGACCGUGAAGCAUUCAAUUUGAUCUUCGCAGUGCUGGGACCAUGCGCGAAGAAGUUUCCUUCUGUAAAACGGCGUCUGUCGACUUUUUCGGCGAAAGUUCUAAAGAGUGCUGCGACCUCACCGGCCAUUGAAGGACAUCUCCGUCAGUACGUUCCAAAUGCACCGCCUCCAGCUGGUUAUAAGAAGAAGGAGCUGACCGAAGAAGAGAUUCUCGAAGCGCUCCACUCGAAAGUAAUUCCAGUAGGCUACAGUAGAGCUCUGCUUCUAAAUAAAUUCUUGCAACGCCGCGUGGAGAUUUUCAAGAGAAGUGCAACUCCAGCGGAAUUCGACGCACAGAUGAUGGCCAUAUUUGGCGAUUCUGGCAUAGAAGAGUUGGUAGCACAGAUGCCUCUUCGAAGUCCGUUAAAGACAAUUGAGACAGUGUUCCUCAGAUUACUGUCAUCUUUCAAUACAAAGUAUAACCCCAGAAUAGUCUGCUCGUUCUUCAUGUUGAACGCAAUUCGUGAGUUCUGCCGCGUAUGGACUGCCCAGCAGUGGGCCUGUCUUGCACAGUACGUGGUCGAGAUGGUUAUGGGAGAUCCACAACAGAUGAAGGCCGCUGUUGACCUUAUUGAUCGAUUGGUAGAUCUUACGAAUGUUGAAGUUGCGGUACCUAUAGCGGAAGUGAUAGUGACAUUAGCCAGAUCGGAUUUGCCUAUUGAGAAACGGAAGCACGCUCAAAGUUUGCUCGAUGAUAUACAACUCAAGUACCCAUGUCUAUUUGUGGAUCCAUUGGCCAAUCAAGCAAGUAUCCAAGGAUUCCGAUGGCGUCAACGGGAUACAGACGGCCUGGUGACAACGCUGGUAGCACAGGCGGUGGAUCCCACUCAAUCGGACGUAGUGGGUGCAGUACGAACUCUAGCACAACUGGUGGAGACUUAUCCAAAAGUAAUGAUUAGGAAUUUCGGCACCAUGGCGCAACAGAUUCCGCUGCUAACAAGGAUGCCGGCCGCUUUGCGAAAG